Messenger RNA from Aspergillus homomorphus CBS 101889, 1281 nucleotides. RefSeq names its product cytochrome P450. The annotation marks the transcript as partial. Gene Ontology annotation, molecular function: iron ion binding; oxidoreductase activity, acting on paired donors, with incorporation or reduction of molecular oxygen; heme binding. The record is from RefSeq and is a predicted model, not a curated record. Lineage: Eukaryota; Fungi; Ascomycota; Eurotiomycetes; Eurotiales; Aspergillaceae. The transcript is spliced from 5 exons.
ACGCAGUGAGUCAUUUAGAAAUGAUGGGAAAUGUAUCUUUGGUGGGCUCACGGUGGCUCCACGUGGGAUUCGGAUCUGGGUUGAGUAGGCUGAAUCAAAGGGCACGAAGAAAGAGCCUUGUCAGCCCCGGUCCCAAAUAUCAGGUGAGGUUAAGAUUUGGCACAGAUUACAGCAGUCUAGCUCGCUUCCAGAUCUUAUGAUGCGAAUCACUCCUUGACUUGGUAGUAUUUGAGUUGGGGCAAUUGACUUUCAGUACACUGCAUACUUUCUGCCUUCUUGCGAGGACAGGCAAACAUUGUUUUCCUGGUUGAGACGCAUCGCAUCGUAUAUCGGUCUGCAAGAUGUUGCUGGCUUCAUUUGCUUCGUCUAACUACUUCCUGGCCGCGUUUGUCGCGUGCAUGGGCGUGACUGUACUUGCGCUCACCGGCCUUUGCGUGUAUAGAUUGUUCUUUCACCCCUAUGCCAAAUACCCCGGGCCCUUUCUGGCAAAGCUCACCAACUACUAUGCUGUCUACCACUCGUGGAAAGGUAACCAGCAUGUGGACAUGUGGCGCUGCCACGAGAAGUAUGGCCCAUAUGUCCGUUAUGGACCCAACGAAUUGAGCAUCAACACCGCUGUAGGACUGAAAGAUAUCUACGCCCACGGCCGCAACUUCAAAAAAUCGGUCAAAUACAACGCGAUGGUGCAUCAGGCCGCAAACACCUUGACGACAAUUGAUAAGCGCAAGCAUGGCAAGAAGCGCCGCUUGAUCAGCCAAGCCUUCUCCGAUGCGGCGUUCCGGAACUACGAAGAAACCAUUCAGGAGAAGAUUGCGCAGCUGUGCACAGCUCUCCGUCGCCAGGAUGACGACUCACAGGAGCUGGUUCCGGAUGGGACUUGGGGCCCAGUGAAGAACAUGUCCAAGUGGUGCGACUGGUUUACCUUUGAUGUAAUGUGCAGCGUGAUCUUCGGCGUACCCUGGUCAUCCUUGACAGAGAAGACAUAUCGCCAUGUGCCACACACGAUUGAAGUGUCCAAUGUGCGCGUGGGCUGCUUGAUCGAAGCUGGUGGCUCCAAGAACCUCAAAAUCGACAAAUACCUCUUCCCCGCAGCCAUCGCGGCACGGAAUCAAUUCGUCAAGUUUGUGAACGACAUCAUUCGUCAGGGUAUGGCCAUGUCAGCCAAGGGAUCCAUGAAGGGGGCAUUCGCCUUGCUUCGGGAUGCAACCGACCCCGAAACCCAGGAGCCUCUCUCUUUCAAGGAGCUCUGCGGGGAGAGCGCAACCCUAGUGGUCGCCGGUA